UGAGCUAAAAACAAAACUUGACUUUGGUCCGCCAACUUCUGUGUGCUCAGCCAGGCAAAGCAUGAGGUCUGAUGAUUAUCCCUUUUUUCCUCUCAAGAAUCCUGGAAUAUGCGGUGUUUUAGUUCGGAUUUGAUGAUAUUGUCAGAAUUUUCUUUUUAACUUGAUUUUUCCCCCCUUUUCUGCCAAAAAAGGACCAAAACGGAACGUUAGCUUUAACAAACAGCGAACUCCUCCUCUCCGUAUCCCUCACCUCUAGCUCUACCGUCCUGUGAAGGCUGCUAGCUAUGGUGUGAUUCUUGUGACUAAGGGAAGUUCUAAUUGACAUUUUCAUAGCUGAAUGGCUUCAGCGUCUGCCUGUCAGCUGUUGUUUAACACCUGCAUGCUUAAACCCAUACCAUAGCCAUAUUUUGAGCUCCUUGUCGGGAGGAACCGCUAUUUUCUUUUUUCAAGGCGGAAAUAACCAGACUCUCAUCCGCCGCUUUGUAGUUCUUAGCUAAAAAAAAAAAAAAAGAUGUCCUUCUUUAAUUUUCGCAAGAUAUUCAAGUUAGGGCCCGACAAAAAGAAGAAGCAGUAUGAGCACGUGCACAGAGAUGCCAAUCCAGAGGAGAUAUGGGAAAUCAUUGGGGAGCUGGGAGAUGGUGCUUUUGGGAAAGUCUUCAAGGCUCAGAACAAACAGAACGGGACUCUUGCAGCUGCUAAAGUCAUCGAUACAAAAUCAGAAGAUGAGCUGGAGGACUACAUGGUGGAGAUUGACAUUCUGGCCUCUUGUGACCACCCUCACAUCGUCAAACUGCUGGAUGCCUUUUAUUUUGAAGCCAAACUUUGGAUUCUGAUAGAGUUCUGUGCUGGUGGAGCGGUUGAUGCCAUCAUGUUGGAACUGGAGAGACCCCUGACCGAGCCCCAGAUCCGAGUGGUGUGUAAGCAGACCUUGGAGGCUUUGGUCUACCUCCACGAGAGGAAGAUCAUCCACAGAGACCUGAAAGCUGGAAACAUCCUCCUGUCUUUAGAUGGAGAGGUGAAACUUGCUGACUUUGGAGUGUCUGCUAAAAAUACCAAGACGUUACAGAGAAGGGUUUCUUUCAUCGGUACUCCAUAUUGGAUGGCUCCAGAGGUGGUGAUGUGCGAAACUUCGAAAGACCGUCCGUACGACUACAAAGCCGACAUCUGGUCGCUGGGGGUGACCCUGAUCGAGAUGGCACAGGUUGAACCGCCCAACCAUGAGAUGAAUCCCAUGAGAGUGCUACUGAAAAUAGCCAAGUCUGAGCCUCCCACUCUCAUGCAGCCCUCUCGCUGGUCUCCAGAGUUCAGCGACUUUCUACGGAAAGCACUUGACAAGAAUGUAGACAACAGGUGGAGCCCGCUACAGCUCCUACAGCAUCCUUUUGUCAGCAGUGUAUCUGACAGCAGACCCCUCUUAGAGCUUAUCGCUGAGGCCAAAGCAGAAGUCACAGAGGAGAUUGAGGAUAGCAAAGAAGAUGAAGAGGAGGAAGAGCCCGACACACCUAUGGCGGCUCCUGGCCACAAGCGAGUGCCAUCAGAUGUCAGCGUUGCCAGUUCAGAAGAUGACAAAGCUCUACCGACUCCCCCAACUCUGGAAUCUGUUACAGAAACGACGGAAGCUGAGCGCACAGAGGACAGGGCCAGUGAUAAGCUUUCUGAUGAAGGACUUGGAACGAGUGAAGUAGAUAAGAAUGAAGAGGAGAAGCUCAAUGAGGUGUCUGAUGCCAGUAAUGAAGACCUGGCCUCUUGUCUGAGCCAGAACAGCAAGGACUUUAUAUCCCAAGAUUCCAUGCAGCCUAAAGCAGAGGAGGAUCAAGCAGAAAAGGUCACAGAUGGGGAUGUAGUUUUGGAGCUAGAAACACCUGGAGAAAAGGUGAAUUCCCCAGAACUGGUCACAGACGAUCAACAAGCAGUGGAUAAGGUGGACAGUAGAGACAUGGAGCAGAAGAAGACGGAUGAGAAGAAAUUGGGGGAUGAUGCAAUUAAAGUACUUGAUGAAGAGGAACCAAAGGAUGUGAAACAAGAGGAAAAACAAGAAAUGGACAAUGAAAAAUCUCUAGAAUCACAAGAUGAAGCAAAUGACAUGACUUCUACCACAGAAACCACAUCAGAGAAGGUGCCACAGGUGGAAGAAGAAACCAAGGAACCAGAUGAGACAGAGUACAUUCAAGAAGGCAUGGUUAAUGGCAGAGAUAAAAAGAUGGAUGAAUAUGUCACAGAAGCAGAGGGAAAUCAAGUCACGACAUUAAGUGUGGAUGAGUCCUCCACUGAUGAUCUUGUAGAGAACAGGAGCUUAAGUCAUUCAGAGGAGACGCCAAAGGAGGAAGCCUCCAAGGAGCCAGAACAACCAGAAAGUAAGAAUCUAGUCACAGAGGAGUCUAAUCUGCAGGAGCAAGGGAUAGAAAGCUCUCAGGAUUCAGAGCAGACUGCUAAAGAUGAGGAGAAAGCAGACAACAGCUCUGUCCCUGAUGCCGUCUCUGUCCAAGAGAGUGAAACGGAUUCAGAGACCAAGACGGAGCAUGGCAGCCCCGCUGUCAUCAAGUCAGACGUGGAGAAGGACUCGGAUUCAGGAAGCAGCUCUGCUGCUGACGGCAACAGCCUCGACCUCAAUCUGUCCAUCUCCAGCUUCCUGUCCAAAAGCAAAGAAGGAGGAUCUGUCUCUUUGCAGGAAUCGAAACGUCAGAAGAAGACCCUGAAGAAGACGCGCAAAUUUAUGGUGGACGGUGUGGAGGUCAGCGUGACGACGUCAAAGAUAGUGACGGAUAACGACACCAAGAAUGAGGAGAUGAGGUUCUUGAGGCGUCAGGAGCUAAGAGAGCUGCGUCUUCUUCAAAAAGAGGAGCAGAGGGCCCAGCAGCAGCUGAGCAACAAGCUGCUGCAGCAGAGAGAGCAGAUCUACCGACGCUUUGAUCAAGAAACUACUGUAAAGAAGCGUCAAUACGACCAGGAGGUGGAGAAUCUAGAGAAGAAGCAGAAGCAGACCAUCGAACGCCUGGAACAGGAUCACACCAACCGGCUCCGAGACGAAGCCAAGCGCAUCAAAACCGAUCAAGAAAAGGAGCUCUCCAAGUUCCAAAACAUGAUGAAAAACCGGAAGAAAGAGGCCAUUAAGGAGGUCGGACAGGCCCCCAAAAACAUGAGACAAGACCUCUUGAAACGUGUAAAGGAAGACCUGUCGCUCCUCAAGACGGUUGAGGCAGUGGCCCAGGUUAUGAUACAGUCUUUUCAGUUAUCUUCAUGCGCACUCUUCAACGCUCAGAUGCAGGAUGAGCAGGAGUUCCUCCAAAAGCAACAGCAAGAGCUGGACGGAGCGCUAAAGAAAAUCAUCCAGCAGCACAAACUGGAGAUCGCCACUAUUGAGAGAGACUGCCUCAACCACAAACAGCAGCUGAUGAGAGCGAGAGAGGCGGCCAUGUGGGAGUUAGAGGAGCGCCACCUGCAGGAGAAACACCAACUGCUGAAGCAGCAGCUGAAAGACCAGUAUUUCAUGCAGAGACAUCAGUUGUUAAAGAGGCAUGAGAAGGAAAUGGAGCAGAUGCAGCGCUACAACCAGCGCCUUAUUGAAGAACUGAAGAACAAACAGGCUCAGGAGAAAGCGCGUUUACCCAAAAUCCAGCGGAGCGAUGCCAAGACGCGCAUGGCCAUGUAUAAGAAGAGCCUCAGGAUCACUGCCACAGCCGCCAUCACCCCAGAGCAGGAGAGGGAACGGAUCAAACUGUUUGCCGUACAGGAGGAAAAGAGGCAGAAGAACGAGAGACUCCAUCAGCAACAGAAACACGAGAACCAGAUGAGAGAUCUGCAGCUGCAGUGUGACUCAAACGUUAGGGAGCUGCAGCAGCUGCAGAAUGAAAAAUGCCAUCUUUUGAUCGAACACGAGACUCAGAAGCUGAAGGAGCUGGAUGAAGAGCACAGCCAGGAGAUAAAGGAGUGGAGAGAAAAGCUCAGACCCAGGAAAAAGGCCCUGGAGGAGGAGUUCACACGGAAACUCCAGGAGCAGGAGGUCUUCUUCAAGAUGAGCGGGGAGUCGGAAUGCCUUAACCCCACCACCCAGAGUCGAGUAUCCAAGUUUUACCCAAUACCAAACCUGCACAGCUCCGGCUCCUAGCAGUCCUGUCAGACUCUGUCUGUGCUCGCCGACUUCCUAGUGGGACAACUUCUUUCAAGUUUUCCGUUUCCGUUCCACGAUCAGCGAGCAUGACGUGCCUACGCAUCACCGCGGUUUCUACUCAGCUUGCUGGGAAACGUCUAAUGUAUUUUGCACCUUCUUGAGCAAGUUGUAAUGGUCGUUUAGGUGAAGCCGUACGCACAGUGUAAACGAUCUCCAGUGCCUCAUGUUUGUUUGUUUUUGCUUUUGGACCCUUCCCUGUGUUUUCUGCUGCUCGCACUAAAAGCAUCCUCUUUUGAAAGUUUGCACUCGGAUAACUGAAUAUCAUUUGUGCUCACAGCCACAAUGAUGUCUAAGCCUUUGUCUUCGACUGAUAGAAAGCCUUUUACUGGAAAUCCCUUUGACUGCAUGCAGGGUCAAUCUUACUGAAGGAAAAAAAAAGGCUUCAAAGAUUUUUGUAGGAUUUUUUUUUGUUUUACGGCUGUGCAAUUUUCCAUGCGCUCCCUGUAGCGUCGUCACGAGUCAGUUAAGGUCGCGCAUUCAAAUUAAUAUGCUGUGUUUUGUGCUCGGUACAUUUAAGGUUUAUACAAAUGCUCAGCAAGACCCUUUUAGUUUUAUGAUUUGACAAAAAAAUAUGUUUAUUUAUUGAUACAUUAGGUCCUUUGAUUGUCCUGCAACUCCACCCUUUUCUGUUCAAAGUUUAGAUGGAUUUUAUUGAAUUAAUUUUUUUUUUAAAUCUUUGGGACAUUUGGAGCACCGUCAUCACAAAAGUGAUUUCCCGCUAAGUUCUAAUGGAAUGUAAAGCUGUUGAUUUGCACUGUUUUUGCCACGCAAGAGGAAAAUUAUGCAGUUGUAAAUGUUGUCUCACUAAAACUUUAUUUGAAUUCACAGCUGACACAACCAUUUCUAUAUUUUUGCCUGCCUUUUUAACCACUUUUUUUGUUUUUAAAAAAGCUUUUAUCAAGUUUUCCAUACCCUUUUUUCCGACGCUGUAAUUGUUCUUCAUGCUGAGGUUAAUUCCAGGGUAUUAACUGUUAGAAAUAUGUGUGAACAUAAAGCACCCAGCUAUAUUUUAAUAACCUUUUGAGUUUUAUUUUCAGUGCAUGUUGAUGGACUGAACCUUUCAAAUGAACGCUGGCUUCUGUUACCAGACAGGAUGUUGAUUUUUCUUUUUUUAUCAUUUAACACAUGUCGGAUGUCGGAACAAAUGUGUCUUUAUAAAUUGAUUUUAUUUUCCUGUAAAUAGUUUGAAACUUUGGAUGGACCUGUUUUUUGAAAUAAACUAUCAAAAUGUCAAAAA
Messenger RNA from Oryzias latipes (Japanese medaka), 5405 nucleotides. RefSeq names its product STE20-like kinase a (gene slka). Gene Ontology annotation, biological process: protein phosphorylation. Gene Ontology annotation, molecular function: protein serine/threonine kinase activity; ATP binding. Lineage: Eukaryota; Metazoa; Chordata; Actinopteri; Beloniformes; Adrianichthyidae. The record is from RefSeq and is a predicted model, not a curated record.